Messenger RNA from Manis pentadactyla (Chinese pangolin), 3572 nucleotides. Its product is annotated as kinesin-like protein KIF28P. Lineage: Eukaryota; Metazoa; Chordata; Mammalia; Pholidota; Manidae. The record is from RefSeq and is a predicted model, not a curated record. Gene Ontology annotation, cellular component: kinesin complex; microtubule. Gene Ontology annotation, biological process: cytoskeleton-dependent intracellular transport; microtubule-based movement. Gene Ontology annotation, molecular function: microtubule motor activity; microtubule binding; ATP hydrolysis activity.
AUGUGGAAGAACAGCCUGAGGUCCCCUCAGCAGCUCUCCUGGUGUGGAACCACCACCUCAGGAGCUGGCGAGGUGAUUGGCACCCCAAGCAAGAAUAAUUUUGGGAGCAAAUGUGUGAUUUCUAUGCCUUCCAGGACCACGACCACUAUACAAGACCCUAAGAAUCCAAAACUUAGGAUGAUAUUUACUUUUGACCUGGCAUAUUGGUCUCACAUAUUUCAAAAGGAUAAAGAUGGUGUGUUUAUUUCAGCUGAUCCUAGCAGUAAUUUUGCUGGCCAGAGAGAUGUUUUCCCUGACCUUGGCAGGGGGAUUCUGGACACUGCUUGUCAAGGCUACAAUGAUACUCUCCUGGCCUAUGGACAAACUGGCCCUGGAAAAAGCCAUUCCAUGAUUGGGUUUGGUGCAAACAAGGGUAUCAUUCCAAAUGUGUGUGAAGAGCUCUUACAAGCCAUUGAGAACCAGGUAGGACAUCAAGAAUACCAGAUCACAGCUCUUCUCUACAGAAUCUACAAUAGCCUGCAGGCUUUGGGGGACCUCCUAACAAGGUCUAAUGUGUUAGCUCCUCAGAUCUGGGCUACCCUCUCUCUGCUACGAUUUCUCCAGGGUUGCCUGAGGACAGGGAGCCAUUGCCUGUGCUUAGCUUUCCUGAUCCAGCACCUUGGUACAGAAGGUCCCAACUACCAGAUAUUACCGAGAGUGCUUGAGACUGCUCUGGCUGACACAGCCAUGGGGAAGAAAGCCUUGCACAUUCCCUACAGAGAUUCUGUUCUGACCAAAUUGCUCCAGUCAGCUCUGGGUGGGAACAGCAGAACUACCCAGCUGGGAUUUCAGUCCCUGAGAAAACCUGCUGAGGGCAGCAUGGUGCGGAGAGCAGCAGCCAGGCUUCAGAGUUCCGGGCUGGUUCGUGUCCCGGCCCUGCCAGUUAUUACCCGGGUGACCUUGGCAGCCGUAAGUCCAGCUGACAUCCGCUAUGAGGAAACUUUAUCCACAUUAAGAUAUGCUGAAAGGGUGAAGAAGAUCCGGAACCAGGCUGUGGUGAACGCCUUGACACUGGCGAGCGAGUCAAGGGCAGAGCCCAGCAAGCUGCUGCUCAGGCGCAGAGACUCCAGAACGGCAGGUAAGCUGGGUCGGCAGUCAGUCAGCGCCGAGUCCAAGCCAGCAGCAGGAAGGCUGCGAGCAGAGGGCCGGGUCUCCUGCAGGCUCAGCGUGGGGAGACCUGGUCAGAAUCCGAGGGGAAUCCCGGGCCGGUACCUCCCUCCUCCGAGAGCAGCAGGCCUGUUGGAGGCAGAGCACUGGCCCAGGGCUCAUGCUCCUCAGCAGAGCUGGACGCAGCACCUGGAGCAGGCGUGGGAUGCAUGGCUGCGGCACUGUGCGGCCCUUGCCCAGAUGAGCUUCACUGCCUCCCCCUGUGGGCAAGGCAGCUCCAGCAGCCUCACACCUUACGCAGCCUGCUCUGCUCUCUGGGCAGCUGUCAGCCGGAUGGUUGGGGAGCGGCAGAUGUUGAAGACCUUCCUGCACCUUGUCAACGUCAAUGAGGACCCACAGCUCACUGGGGUCCUCAGGUACUUCAUUCCGGCCAGUUCAUGUGAUGUCAGUCAGGCUGCUUUGAACAUGGUCAGUCUUCAAGGUUUGGGAAUUUCAAGUAAACAUGCUUCCUUCACAAAUUUGGAUGGCAAAGUGGCAGUCACUCCGCACAACAAAUGCCAGGUUGUUAACGGGGUGCCCAUCACGACCAAGGCAAAGCUGCAGCGUUUGGUAAACUUUCCUGCCCAGCCACGGGAUUUCCCAGCUACUAUCCAAGAGCUGGGAGAGGGGGCUCUGAGAUAUUUGAUGAACAAUUGGAUAAUGACUGGAGGAAGGAUGAGCAUGCAAACUUCUCCAAGGCUGAAAAGUAUCCCAGAAAGAGUGACUGCCUGUCACUUGCAUCCCAAUUUUUCCCUAGGUGCUGUGAACAACAAGGAUGGGAAGGCUGACCCUGGUGUCCUGGCUGUGUUCCAGGACUACACCAAACUGAUGCCACUUGUUGCAGAAGCAAAUCAAAUGAGUGAAGAGCUGAAAAAGGAGCUAAAAAUGGAAUUGAAAGUGAAGAAUUUGACAUUGUCGGAUUCCAGGGGCUGUGACCUACGGAAGGAGGUCAUGGUGAAGGUGACCAACCAGAGGACUCAGCGGGUGUGGAUUUGGUCAAAAGCCAUGUUUAUCAAUAGGAAAUUCCUAACAGAGGAACUUUACCAGCGCUUCCUCAAUGAAGAAGACAGCCAAGAGAAGAUAGCUCAGGAAGACGGUCCAUUCUGGGACCCUGUCGAGGUCAUCCACCUGGGCUCAGCUCACCUCUGGCUCCAGUCACUAGCCUACAUGAAGUUGGAGGAGCAGGUGGAGUUUCCGGACUGGGAUCAGCUGGAGUCAGUGCUGCAUAUCCACAUGGCGCCCUGCUCCCCGACGGGGCUAUCGUGUGGUGAGGAGGAUGUGGUUACUGACCCUUUGGAGCUGCUGGGCAAGGGGAUGGAUUUCCAGAUGCACAUUGUGCAGUGCCUUGGCACCAAGUGGCUAAAGGAAGAUCCAGAGUGAGGCAUGCAGAUGGGGUACAGAAUGUAUGAUCUUCUAAAAACUUUAUAUACCAAGUGUGUAUGGAAAAUUCUGAAUCCCAUUGAAGAGACUGUCCAAUUUACAGCCUUACAUGCAUCUCAGGAGUUUCUGAAUUAUUUACAGACAAAUACUCUCAUUGUUGACUUAUGAGGUCUUCAAGGCUGUGCCAGACAGAGCUGCUCCCAGGCAGACUUCAUGUUCACAGGUGAAGGCCAUGUCAUGGUGGACACCAAGAACAUUUCCAGGAUACAGGUCAGGUAUUACUCAACCCAGAUACCAGAACUUUAUCUGAAGCAGCUCAAGUUAGAACAGGAGACGGAACUGCUCAGAAAUAUUAACAGGGAGAUUUUGGGAAGAUGGCAGUCAGCCAGACAGCUUAACCAAGUGCGCCCUCAGCAAGCCAGCUGGGAAGAGUUUGCCAGAGCUCUUAAGGUGCUCUACCAAAGUGUGAACAUGGCAAGAGAUCAGUUUCUCAGACUGAGGCAUUGUAAACCUCCUGAAGAUUAUCAAAUGCUUUGACAAUUUGUGCAUCAACAGUCACAAAUGUUAAAGGACUUUGGGGACCUACUUGAAUCCAGCUUGUGGAAACUGAAAAAUGUUGUGGCUCAGAUAGUGAAAAAGAAGAGAAUGUUUACUGCAUAUGAACAGCUAGGGUGUGUUGCUGACACACUUGAGCUUUGAGUGGCAAACAUCUGUGCAGUAAUGAGCUUAAUUAACAUGGAUACCAGAGCUGAAUUGUGGACUCAAUUUACUAGACCCACUUCCCACUAAAUCUAUUUCUUCUACCAUUGUAAAGCAAAACUUAUCUCCAAUUUGAUUUGAAAUCAUGUAAAAAUGGGUCUGUAUCCAGGCUGAAGGUGAGGUGGGAGAUAUCCGGCAGCUCUGAGCUCUGUGGGAAUGGGAAUAGUACUUAUGGCAGAUGGUUAACAAAUAUAAAGGAAUAUAAAGUGGUUAGAACACUGCCUGGCACAUAGAAGCAACUGAUAAGC